This is a messenger RNA of Zygosaccharomyces rouxii, 1167 nucleotides long. Its product is annotated as alkene reductase. The transcript has a single exon. The record is from RefSeq and is a predicted model, not a curated record. Lineage: Eukaryota; Fungi; Ascomycota; Saccharomycetes; Saccharomycetales; Saccharomycetaceae. The coding region runs from base 1 to 1167 and encodes 388 amino acids. Gene Ontology annotation, molecular function: NADPH dehydrogenase activity; FMN binding.
AUGGAUGAUAGUAAGAAAGCACUUCGGCCAAUGUUGGUUGAUAAUCCAGUAGCUCUCAGGGGUACCAAACUUUUCAAACCUAUUAAGGUUGGUGGACUGGUUCUCAACCAUCGCCUUGUAAUGGCACCCUUGACAAGGUUAAGGGCACCCAAUGGAAUACCACAUGAAGAUUGGAUGACGACCUACUAUGACCAAAGAUCCAAAAGAACCGGUAGUUUGAUUAUUACUGAAGGUUCAGUACCACAACCACAAUUUGGUGGGCUAGAUAACGCACCAGGUCUAUGGUCCCCAGAGCAGAGGCGAGCAUGGACUAAAGUGAUCCGAAGGAUUCAUGGUAAUGGGUCCUACGUCUUCAUACAACUAUGGAGUAUGGGUAGCCAAGCCGAUCCGCUCAUUUUAGCUAAAGAUGGUUUGCCUUACGUUUCUGCUACUGAUGAAACCUACGUGAGUGAAGAACUGAAAGAGAAGGCCCUUAAGGCAGGAAAUCCUCAACAUGGAUUAACUCAAAGAGAAAUCCAAGAGUAUGUGUCAGGUUUCGUGGAAGCAUCUCAAAGAUGCAUUGAGAUGGGUGCUGAUGGUGUUGAAAUACAUGCCGCCAAUGGGUACCUUUUGAAUCAAUUUUUAGAUCCAUCUUCUAAUAAAAGAGUUGAUACAUAUGGUGGAUCUAUUGAAAAUCGAUCAAGAUUUCUAUUACAAGUGGUAGAUGCAGUCGUUGAUCGAGUAGGCUCAUCUAAAGUUGGUAUUCGAAUUUCACCUUUUUGUAAUUUUGGAUCCAUGUCAGAACUCGAUAUACCCACACUCUCAUCACAGUAUACUCAUUUGUUGGGUCAGCUAGAGGAAAGAGCUCGCAGUGGCCGUAGAUUAGCCUACGUUCACAUAGUAGAUCCUCAUCAGAGAAACCUCAACGAUUUUGUGUAUACUGUUUGGAAGGGGAUUGUAAUUCGUGCUGGUGGGUUAGCUACAAGACCACAGGUAGGGGUGAAGCUAGUUGAAAACGAUAGAACGAUUUUAAGUUAUGGUCGUUAUUUUACAUCGAAUCCAGAUUUAGUGGAUAGAAUCGAGAAUGGUUGGCCGUUUACACCCUAUGACCCCGACACUUUUACUUCAGGUGGAUCUGGUGGGUACAUAGAUUAUCCUCCAUGGGAAUUACAAAAGACGUUAAUAUAA